AUCACAUUCUUCAUGUUGUUGUCAGCAGUUUGUGUGAUGCUCAACCUGGCAGGCUCUAUCCUCUCCUGCCAGAAUGCUCAGCUAGUCAACUCACUGGAAGAAUGUCAGCUGCUCAAGUUUGACAGCGAUGGAGUGUGUGUUUGCUGUGAGUUACAACAAGAGAGUUCAAGUUGCAACAACCUUGGAGAGACGCUGAAACUUAACCCACUGAGAGACUGCAAUACCAUACGCUUACGUCUCAAGGAGCUGCUGUUCAGCGUAUGUGCCCUUAACGUCAUCUCCACCAUUGUUUGUGCCCUAGCGACAGCCAUGUGCUGCAUGCAGAUUGUUUCUACUGAUGUCCUGCAGAUGUUUAUGCCGCACCGAACAAGAGAGCUAAAUGCUGAUUGUAUGACUCCCCAUGGAACUAUCCUCCACCAAACACUGGACUUUGAUGAGUUUAUUCCUCCCAUUCCCCCACCGCCCUACUAUCCUCCUGAGUAUACCUGCACACCAUCAAUGGAUGGCCAAAGAGGCCUGCACCUAGACUUCCCUCAUUCACCCUUCAGUGCCAUUUAUGGAGUGCCCAUCAACAGCCCUGGCACUCUGUACCCGACUGACCUGCCCCCACCGUAUGAAUCUGUGGUGGGGCAGACCCCUGCAAGCCAGGUCACCACCAGCAUUGAACAACAGGAAUCCAGUCUGUGUGACAGAAACACAACAGCAGGAUUUAGCACUCAAGCCUCUGUCGACAGUGCAUCCCUAAUGGUGUCAGAAGUUGCUGAUCAAGACCACACUUGCUCUUCAGAGGACUUGUAUUCCCUAGAGGUCCAAGGUUCAGAUUCCUCUCCCUAUAGCACACCCCACACUGCGCUGACUGAUGGAAGCUGCACCAGCCUUGAGCUUUGUACUCGGACACGCUGCCCUCAUGGCUUCUCUAACACCGACGCCCGCCCGAGUAACACUGGAUUCAGUGAGUCCUCACAUACUCAGGAGUCCCUUGAACGCUCUCCAGACUGGUCCUCUGAAAACUAUAGCAAUUUGGACCAAGAGGAUUCUGCAGACAACUCGCGUGUAUGUGAGGAAUUUAGGUCUGCCAUACACCUUUGCGAUGAGCUUGCAUCAGCCAAACAUUUGCCAGAAGAGCCAAAAGUGUCACCACACUCUCUCAUUAAAACGCGAAUGAUGAACCGGAAGCUCCCACUUGCUGUCGCUCUCCCCCCACCUCCUCAGCCUUGCUCCCCCACUUCAGUGGCCUCCUCUGGUGGAACCUUAGCUAUCAGUCCAUUAGCUCCCUCUCCCUCUCCAUCUCCUCCCAGCCGGCUACGAGGUCCCCGGUUGUGCUUUAGCGUAUGGGCACCCUCCUCUACUCCACAGCCCCCACCUACCUCAUCUCAAAUUGGACGUUCACCCGCAGAGAGGCCUCGUGUGCUCCGUGCUGCCAGGAGGUACCGCAAGCUGGCACAUAUUGUCCGGUCUACCAGUGACCCCAUCUCCUGCUCUUCUACUACUGGUAGAGAAUCUUGUGCCUCCACAUCUGCAGUUAAUGCUUCAGCUGGAGAUUCAGCUCAUACAUCACCAGAGCAAGAGCAAACGGGCAUUUCUGCUGAAGGCACUGGAGGCAAACCGAGUCAUAAAUGCACCAAGAAGCAGCAAAGGGAGAGCAGAAAAAUAGACCUCCACCUUAAAACCAGAACUCUGCAAGGACACUCCCCCCGUGAGCGACCACAGUCCCUGGCUGACCUCAAAAUGUAUAAAGACACUAAACUAUUGGUGGCCAAGUUCCUGGAGCAUUCAAGCUGCAAUUUACCUCCUGAAGUCCAGCAAGUUGUCAACAAUAUCAAGUGUGUCAUCAAGUCUGAUGAGAAACACAUGGAGGAGGCCAUAUUCAGUGCAAAUGUCAUAGAUCAGGUGAUGACCCAGUGCAUCAGUGUCAGUCCCAGGAAACGUGGCCAAGUGGAUCUUCACCUCCAAAGCUGCGGUGCUUUGAGUUCUUCCCCUUCCAUGCGCCGUCCCAAAAAUCUCCCUGAAACCACGAGUGCCAAUCCCCUGGACUCACCUUCCUUGGAACAAAGACUUGAGUGUAGGGAAACUAUUCUCUGACCACCAUCUUUAUAAAGACCUGAGUUUAAGCUAUGAGGGCAUUCCAAAGUGCUCAUUUUGCAACCACUGUGUGCUGUGCAGUAAUUCGUAAGUGGUCCAGAAUUGCGAGGUCACGUUUGCACAGUAUGACUGUGGCACAAGCAAAGGGGAAGAGGCUCAGAUUUUAUCAACUAGAGCCCGAAAUAAGUGUGCACAGUCAUCAGC
This is a messenger RNA of Phycodurus eques (leafy seadragon), 2286 nucleotides long. RefSeq names its product family with sequence similarity 189 member A1 (gene entrep2). Lineage: Eukaryota; Metazoa; Chordata; Actinopteri; Syngnathiformes; Syngnathidae. Bases 13 to 2082 code for a protein of 689 amino acids. The record is from RefSeq and is a predicted model, not a curated record. The transcript has 10 exons.